This is a messenger RNA of Molossus molossus (Pallas's mastiff bat), 4923 nucleotides long. RefSeq names its product protein tyrosine phosphatase receptor type C (gene PTPRC). The record is from RefSeq and is a predicted model, not a curated record. Gene Ontology annotation, molecular function: protein tyrosine phosphatase activity; protein binding. Gene Ontology annotation, biological process: negative regulation of protein kinase activity; T cell receptor signaling pathway; positive regulation of peptidyl-tyrosine phosphorylation. Lineage: Eukaryota; Metazoa; Chordata; Mammalia; Chiroptera; Molossidae.
CUCUAUGAUCAUCUCUUAGAUAAGAGAAGUGUUGGUGAUUUGGGGGAGGCGAUGGUAUUUUUUAACCAGUGAUGAAUAUUGUCAGGGAAUGCUACUUGGAUGCUUAAAAGCCACCUUCCUGGAGGGAAAACUCUUUCAAAAGGCCUACUGACUUAGUCUAAUUGCUUGAAUUAAGGAAGUAGAUGCCUUUGCACUGACUUUGAACAACUUUCUUGACUUCCUGCAAAGAGGACCUUGCACUGUAUUUUUGGAGAAGUUAGUAAAACCGAAUCUGACAUCACUGCCUAGCAGUUCGUGUAGCUGGCGGGUGGUUUCUUAGGGUAUCAGGAGGAGGAAAUUGCUCCCUGUCUGAUAAGACAUCAGAGACGAAAGGACGCAUGCUGUUUCGUAGGGUUACGGCCGAUUUCAAGAUAUGACCAUGUACCUGUGGCUUCAGCUUCUGGCAUUUGGCUGCGUCUUUCUGGACAUAGGAAUUUUCGGGCAAGGAGAUGUCCCAACUACUCCUCCUGGUCUCAUCCUUACGUCGCACGCACCAACACCCACUCAGAGCACUGCAGCAAGCAGCCUUCACUCCACUUCCACCAUAGCUCCUACAACAGUCAAGCCGUCAUGCGAGGACAAGUUUUCGAACGUCUCUGUGACUUUCCACCACGACAACAGUAGUGGGUUGUUCAAGGCAGAACUGCCAGUGGACAAAGAAGUGAUAUGUUCGCCUUGGCCAUGUAACAACAUAUCCUUCUCUUUGAAAGAGGAAUGUAAAACUCUCACUGUGAAUAUAUCUCAUGAGUCAUGUGUUGCUCCAUUCAAAAAACUAAAAUUAUAUGUACCACCAGAUCCUAAGACUUUUCAGCUAGUUGAGUGUGUAAAUAAUGAAGAAGCAGAUACUUCUAUUUGUUUAACUUGGAACGAAACUAAAACAAGUAAAUGUGAUCAAAAGAAAAUUAAAUACAAACAUCAAUGUGGUGAUAACAAUUCAGAUAAUAAGGAUUCAAAUAAAAUAAACAUUGAAGUGUCAAACCUUACUCCCCAACAUAAUUAUACUUGUUCUUCAGAAGUGUACUAUGAUAAGUUCCUCGUUACUAAAGUAACGAAGAAUAUUACAACAGAUUUUGGAAGUCCAGGACAGGUCCAGAACCUCACCUGCAAUCCUACAGGUCCAAAAAACAGCAAGAUUACCUGGAUUCACCCUCAAAGUUUUUUUCAUAAUUUUACUCUUUGUUAUAGUCCAACUAAUUCAGGUCAAACGUGCCACAAUCUAAGUAAAACGGUGAGCGACUAUUAUUUGGAAGGUCUGCGCCCUUUUACUGACUACGCAGCAUCGGUGCGCGCCUUCGUCAUCGGCAAGGUGCUGCGCAGAGGAGAUGCUGCCACCUGUGCAUUUCAAACCCUAUCAACAAAUUCAACCAAAGUCACGAACCUCAAGGUUGUGCAGAAGUCAGACAACCGUAUGCAGGUGACUUGUGGCCUACCGGAACAGAUCAAUGGCCGCAGUGAUGGUCUCUAUAAUUUGAACAUCAUAAUUGAGAACAAAGUAGUUCAAAGCCAAUCAAAUACAAAGUGCAACUUCAUUGCAGACAACCUCUACUAUUCAACACAAUACCGCUUUGAGGUCUUCUAUAACAAUGGAUACCAUCCUGGAGAAAAAGACAGUGUUUCCCACUCAACCUCUUAUAAUUCUAAGGCAUUGAUUAUAUUUCUGGUCUUUCUGAUUAUUGUCACAUCGAUAGCUCUGCUCAUCGUUCUCUAUAAGAUCUAUGACCUGCAUAAGAGAAGGUCCAGCAAUUUAGAUGAACAACAAGAACUCGUAAGGGAUGAUGAGAAACAGCUGAUGAAUGUAGAACCAAUCCAUGCGGACUUGUUGGAAACUUACAAGAGAAAGAUUGCUGAGGAAGGAUGACUUUUUCUGGCUGAAUUUCAGAGAAUCCCAUGCGUGUUCAGCAAGUUCUCCAUCAAGCAGGCUUGAAAAUCCUCCAACCAGAAUAAGAACCGCCAUGUUAUUGACAUCCUCCCCUAUGACUAUGACUGUGUUGAGCUGUCUGAGAAAAAUGGAGACGCAGGGUCAAGCUAUAUAAAUGCCUACUACAUUGAUGGUUUCAAAGAACCCAGGAAAUACAUUGCUGCUCAAGGUCCUAGGGAAGAAACUGAUGACCUUUGGAGGAUGAUCUGGGAACAGAAAGCCACAGUCAUUGUCAUGGUCACUUGAUGUGAAGAAGGAAACAGAAACAAGUGUGCAGAAUACUGGCCCAUGGAAGAAGGCAGCUGGGGGUAUGGAGACGUCCACAUGAAGGCCACCAAGUACAAGAUGUGCCCGGAUUACAUCAUUCAGAAGUUCAACAUCACAAACAAAAAAGAAAAAACGAGCGGAAGGGAGGUGAACCACAUUCAGUUCACCAGCUGGCCGGACCACGGGGUGCCUGAGAACCCCCGGCUGCUGCUCAAGCUGCGCAGGAGGGUCAACGCCUUCAGCAACUUCUUCAGCGGCCCAGUGCUGGUGCACUGCAGCGCUGGUGUGGGGCGCACAGGCACCUACAUUGGCAUUGACGCCAUGCUGGAGGGGCUGGAGGCCGAGAACAAGGUGGACGUGUACGGUUACGUGGUCAAGCUGCGGCGGCAGCGGUGCCUGAUGGUCCAGGUGGAGGCACAGUACAUCUUGAUCCACCAGGCCUUGGUGGAAUACAAUCAGUACGGAGAGACGGAAGUGAGCUUGUCCGAGUUACACCCCUAUCUCUCUAACAUGAAGAAGAGGGAUCCCCCCAGUGAGCCGUCGCCACUGGAGGCUGAGUUCCAGAGACUCCCUUCCUACAGGAGCUGGAGGACACAGCACAUUGGGAAUCAAGAAGAAAAUAAAAGUAAAAACAGGAAUUCUUCCGUCAUUCCAUAUGACUUCAACAGAGUCCAACUCAGGUACGACCUGGACGCAAGCAAGGAGAGCGAGCAUGACUCGGACCAGUCCUCCGACGACGACAGUGACGAGGAGGACAACGGCAGGUACAUCAACGCCUCCUUCGUCACGAGUUACUGGAAGCCAGAAGUGAUGAUUGCUACUCAAGGACCCCUAAAAGAGACCAUCGGGGACUUUUGGCAGAUGACUUUCCAAAGAAAAGUCAAAGUCAUUGUGAUGCUCACAGAGCUGAAGCAUGGGGAUCAGGAGGCCUGUGCGCAGUACUGGGGAGACGGGAAGCAAACCCACGGGGAUCUGGAGGUCCACCUGAAGGACAUCACCACGGCGGCCGCGUACACCCUCCGCGUGUUUGAACUGAGACACUCCAAGAGGAAAGAGCCCCGCACCGUGUACCAGUACCAGUACCACCGCUGGGAGGGGGAAGGGCUGCCCGCGGAGCCCCGCGGCCUGGUCUCCAUGAUCCAGGACCUCAAACAGAAGCUCCCCGUGCGGAACGCCGCCGAAGGGAACAAGCACCCCAAGAGCGUGCCCCUCCUGGUCCACUGCAGAGACGGAGCUCAGCACACAGGCCUGUUCUAUGCUUUGUUCAAUAUCUUGGAAAGCGCCGAAACGGAGGAUGUGAUUGAUGUCUUCCAAGUCGUGAAAUCUCUGCGCAAAGCCAGGCCGGGAAUGAUCCCUACCUUUGAGCAAUACCAGUUCCUGUACGAUGUCAUUGCCAGCACCUAUCCGGUCCAGAACGGACAAGUCAAGAAGAAUGCCCAUCGGGAAGACAAAGUCAAGUUUGAUAACGAAGUGGACACGGCCAAACAGGAGGCCAAUUGUGUGAGUCCACCCAGUGGCCCCGAGAAGGCGCCGGGAGGAAGCCAAGAGGAGGAGGACCCCAAACCCGCCAGCGGUCCUGAUGGGCCAGAACAUUCUGCCAACGGCCCCACCAGCCCAGCGAUGACCCAGACAGCCUAGGGCAGGCCCGAACGGGCGGCUCAGAACCUGCUGUUCGAUGUUAUUUCCAUUUUUCUACAAGUAGGGGAAGAAUAGAUACACAGUAGAUGAAGGAGUCACCCUGGACCAGUUUGGGUGGGAAGCUUCUAUUUUACUGCUGUAGAAAAUAUUUAAGACAGUGUUGUACAGUCUUGUGCUUUUAAAAUUUUGUCUCAUUCAGCAAAAAGAACCUGUUUCUAGUCUUUGUGCUCAUGUGUGUGUAUGAAAGAGAGAGAGAGAGAGAGAGGGAGAGAGAGAGGGGAUUGAAACUCCUUUGUAUGUGUGUUUUUUAAACAAUAUUUUUACUGGAAAUAUUAGCUUCAAGCAUCUAUUUUUUCUGCUCAUAAAUGGUGUGUGGGCUCUGCGUAAGAACAUGUUUCUGUGACGGCCUCCAGGUGUCCUCCUCGUUCUGUCUGGAUACAUCUUAUCCGGCACGAUUUUCCUUGAGAAAUAGACAUGAAAGUAGUAAGAAUGUGCAUAUUUCCCACAAGAACCUUAACUAAAUUAACAUUUGGAAACCUUCUAUUCCAUAUGUUAGCAUUUAGUGCAGCCUCCUGGCAAGCUUAUUUAAUCUAAUUUAAAAUUUUCAAGCAGGCCUAUCUUGGGAUCUUCACUUGGUGUUCACAUUUUGCAAAAAGGGUUAUUCUAGGUAUAAUACGUGACCUUCAUUGAUUUUGGGCCCCAAAUUAUGUUUGUUAAAAUUGAAUCUAAACAUCUUUCAACAAAUGCAGGGUAUAGUAAAUCUAUAGAAUAAAAAUAGAAUCAUGUAAAUGUAUUUAUACUAAAUAUUUACAUGUAAAACCUAAUACAGCUACUUUUAUGGAAUAAAACAUUGACAUAAGACAUAUAAUACUGCAUCUGCAUAUUUUCCACGUUAAAGUUUCUCUGAAGUGCUUUUACUUUGAAUUUUUCAAAUGCUUAGACUACUUUGACCAGGAAUUAAUAUCAAUAAUCAUAAUAAAAUGUAAUCAUUAUCUUUCCUUGUCCAUAAAAUAUUAUGUGUGUUACAUGUUCAUAAAAUAUGUGUACGCGGUUAAGAUUUG